AGCGAAGGAGGAGCAUUUCCGGUAGCACAGGCGGAAGUGGUCUGGUUGUUUAGGAGGUGAAAAGGGGAGGCCAUGAGCCGCCUCCAGGAGGAGGAUGACCCUUAUGUGGUUGAGGAGCCCAGCGACGAGGAGCCCGCCCUCAGCAGCUCUGAAGAUGAAGUGGAUGUGCUGUUACAUGGCACCCCUGAACAGAAGCGUAAACUUAUCCGGGAGUGUCUCACUGGAGAAAGUGAAUCUUCUAGUGAUGAUGAAUUCCAAAAGGAAAUGGAAGCUGAACUAGCCUGCACCAUGAAGAACAUGGAGGGCAAGUGGAAGUCACAACUUACUGAUGGUACUGCAAGCGCUGGCCAGUCUGGAACUUCUACUACAAAGUACUAUGAUGACAUCUAUUUUGAUUCUGAUUCGGAGGAUGAAGACAAAGUAGCUACGCCAGAUGCCAGGAAGAAAAAGAAACACCAACAGCGUCGUAUUCCAACUAAUGAUGAGCUGUUCUAUGAUCCCGAAGAAGACAAUAGAGACCAGGAAUGGGUUGACAGGAAGAGGAGAGGGUAUCACAAUAUAAGAAGUACACAACAUCAGCAAGUCAGACCUCCUGCCAUUCCCAACAGUGAUGCUGUCUUGAACUGUCCAGCUUGCAUGACGACAUUGUGCCUUGAUUGUCAGAGGCAUGAAUCAUACAGAACUCAGUACAGAGCAAUGUUUGUGAUGAAUUGCACUGUUAUCAAAGAAGAGAUUUUGAAAUACAAAGGUCCAUUGAACAAGAAGACAAAGAGAGGGCACAAGAAAAUUAAACAGAGCACUGAAUCCAUUGCUGGCCCAGAAAAACAGGAAGAGGAGGAGAUAUAUCAUCCAGUAAAAUGUACUGAAUGUUCAACAGAGGUGGCGGUUUUAGAUAAAGAUGAAGUCUUUCAUUUUUUCAAUGUUCUAGCAAGCCAUUGCUAAGACAAAACAUUACGUUUGUAUUAAAGAUCCAAAACAGAAAGUUGUCCUAUUUGUUUUAAGUUACCUUUUGUGUCAUUUGUUGAAAGUCACUUAACUAAUCUGAUGUGAAAAUUUUGUCCUUGCCUCUCUAUUAGUAAACAAAGUGAACUUCAGUUUUUUUGUUCAUAAUUGUUUUUUCCCCACAUCGUUGUUUAUAUGUAACUUUUCUUCUAUUAAGUAGCAUUUAAAAUACUUCAAGGUAGAGCAAGUUUAUGUCAAGAUUUCAUAGUGUAUAGUGGCUGGCUGUCAUAAGCUGGACAGUGGCAUCACUAAGUUGUUCAAGACUCAUGUGUUUGAUUUUGUCCUCUUUGUUAUUUUGAAAACCCAGUGUACUUGUAUCUUGUGAUGCACACAUCUUAUAUUAAGACUUUCCUUCAUCAUUUAAAAUAAAAAAAUUGCUAUAGUC
Molecule: messenger RNA, 1387 nt
Organism: Sceloporus undulatus (fence lizard)
Lineage: Eukaryota; Metazoa; Chordata; Lepidosauria; Squamata; Phrynosomatidae
Gene: EAPP
Product: E2F associated phosphoprotein
Exons: 6
Coding region: 73-942 (289 amino acids)
Biological process (GO): positive regulation of cell population proliferation
Cellular component (GO): nucleus
Source: RefSeq, a predicted model, not a curated record